AUGGUCAGCGGUAGUACCAAAAGCGGAUACGAUACUUACACUGCGUGGCUACCGGCACGUGCCCCGGAGGCCCGAGUGGAAGACAAUGACCCCGAGCGGGUUAUACUCCUCACGGGGACCACGGGGAACCUGAGUGCGCAUGUGCUUGCAUUGUUGCUAAAAGACGAGCGGACGAAGCGCGUGUAUAGCGCUGCAUUCGACGCUGCGGCGCUGCCGGUGGGAUUACUGGACAGCUCGAAGUUGUUGUUGCUGUCCGCAAAUCUGACACGGGACAACCUAGGUCUACCGCAGGAUAUCCUUGACGACAUUCGCAGCACGGUUACCCAUGUCAUGCAUGCAUCCUGGCGGGUAGACUUCGACCUCGCGCUGUCGUCAUUCGAGAGCCUGAUAGCCGGUGCUGUUCAUCUCUUCACUAUGGCGCCUGCAGCACACUAUCUCUUCAUGUCGUCCAUCUCUGUCGCUGUUGGCUGGAACGUCAAAGGACGUCAACGCUAUACACAAGUGCCGGAGGUAGCUCUGCAUGAAAUCGGUAUCGCAGCACGUCUGACUACGGAAUGUCCAAAUACGUCGUGGAAGAGGUCGGCUAUGAUUAAGGAGUCUUUCUGCGACUCGACUAAGUUCAUGCCAGGUCCUAUCAAACGCACAUCAGAAAGGAUUCAAGACGAAAUCGUACACCCACAUCCCGUCAAAUGGAUUGUCGUGUUCGAGGCUAUCCAGGACGAGUUCGGCGUAGCACUUCCGUUUAUACCAUUCCAUGACUGGGUGAACAAACUAGAAGCUGUCCCAGACAAGACUACCCCAUCGGACCUGGGAAGGAUUCCUGGCCUCAAGUUGCUAGAAAUUUUCCGCGCGUUAGGCACAGCGGAGAUGGAGGCGCGGCCAGCGGGCAGGAAGGAAUCCGAGUCGGGUGGUCUUCCGUCAUUCGAGACGAGCAAGGCGUGCAGCGUCAGCCAAACUCUCGCUACGAUUCAUCCGCUCGAUGAAUAUGAUGGCAGAACAUAAGUGAGAUAUUGGAAGAAAGUCGGGUUCUUGCAGUGACAAGGCGGCAGUAUUCGGUACGUCUCUUCGUCUACCAGCAACCAGUAUACGU
Molecule: messenger RNA, 1090 nt
Organism: Rhodofomes roseus
Lineage: Eukaryota; Fungi; Basidiomycota; Agaricomycetes; Polyporales; Fomitopsidaceae
Exons: 6
Coding region: 1-1002 (333 amino acids)
Source: RefSeq, a predicted model, not a curated record